AUGACAGAGACAGAAAGAGGCACACUGUCCAACGGAUAUGACCUGUCCCAACCGCAUGAGGAACACCAAUACCUUGACCUGAUCCGGAACAUCCUUGAGGACGGCGAGCAUCGCCCGGACAGAACAGGAACAGGUACUCUUUCCCUCUUUGCACCUCCAGCCCUCCGCUUCUCCCUCUCGCGGCCCUCACCAGAUCCCUCAUCACACCCGAUCCCGGUACUGCCACUUCUGACCACCAAACGGGUCUUCCUCCGCGCCGUCAUUGCGGAACUCCUCUGGUUCAUUACCGGCUCCACUUCGUCCUUGCCUCUCUCUGAAGCCGGUAUAAAGAUCUGGGACGGCAAUGGCAGCCGCGAGUACCUCGAUAGCGUUGGCCUUUCUCACAGAGAAGUAGGAGAUCUGGGACCUGUCUAUGGUUUCCAAUGGCGGCAUUUUGGCGCAGAGUAUGUGGAUGCGAAGACAGAUUACAUGGGCAAGGGAGUGGAUCAGUUAGCAGAGGUCAUUGAAAAGUUGAAGAAUAAGCCGUAUGAUCGAAGGAUAAUACUGAGUGCGUGGAAUCCUGCGGAUCUGGGGAAGAUGGCAUUGCCGCCUUGUCAUAUGUUUGCACAAUUCUACGUUUCAUUCCCAAAAGCCUCGAAGUCUGGUGUGCAGGCAAACGGCGACCACGCGGAGUCGGCAGCGCGUGCCAAUGGCAACAGGGUGCUUAAACCUCGAGGCGUUCUUUCCUGCCAGCUGUACCAACGUUCAUGCGAUAUGGGACUCGGUGUCCCUUUCAACAUCGCCUCUUACGCUUUGUUAACACACAUGCUUGCAGAUGUAUGCGACUUGAAUCCCGGAACCUUCAUUCAUACGAUGGGAGACGCCCAUGUAUAUCUGGAUCACGUGGAUGCCUUGAAGGUACAGCUAGAGAGAAUACCAAGGGAUUUCCCAGAUCUUAAGGUUUUGGAUCACCAUGAAGGAAGUAUUGAUGGGUGGAAGGCGGAGGAUUUUGAGAUAAAGGGGUAUAAGCCGCAUGCGAGUAUUCCCAUGAAGAUGAGUGUUUGA
Messenger RNA from Letharia columbiana, 1044 nucleotides. RefSeq lists its product as uncharacterized. Gene Ontology annotation, biological process: dTMP biosynthetic process. The transcript is spliced from 2 exons. The coding region runs from base 1 to 1044 and encodes 347 amino acids. Lineage: Eukaryota; Fungi; Ascomycota; Lecanoromycetes; Lecanorales; Parmeliaceae. Gene Ontology annotation, molecular function: thymidylate synthase activity. The record is from RefSeq and is a predicted model, not a curated record. Gene Ontology annotation, cellular component: mitochondrion; cytosol.